Symbiodinium sp. CCMP2592 is the source of this 522-nucleotide messenger RNA. Lineage: Eukaryota; Dinophyceae; Suessiales; Symbiodiniaceae. The record is from the annotation of a GenBank genome assembly.
AUGGGCCUUCCGUCGCCAUGGUUUCUUUCCUUCGCUGGGGUGCUCUGUGUGCAGGCGGACAAACCCGCCGAUCCCACUCUGCCCGGCAUGGUGGCGAAAAUCGUAGCCGGCGAUUUUGACAACAACUUCUUCGACGGCGACCUGCUCAAGGGCCCCCCAAGCAACGAGAAGGAGGAGGUUGGUGCUUGCUUGCUGGACAAGAUCGGUGCAAUUGUCAGCGAAAACGGGGUGGAGGAGUUCCUGAACGACCUACAGGUGGACGCAGCGGCGUGCUGCACCAAGGACCAGGAGGCAUGUGUCAAGGACAAUACCGAAGCCUACGCCUUGCUAACAUCAGUGGGCCAGAAGAAGGAAGAUGCGAAGACCGCCGCCGCAAAGGUCGCAGCCAUGUUCCUCAGAUCUGUGGAGAAGCGCCUCAGUGCAGACAAGGUGGUCAGCAGCCACGCUCACUUCUUUGGGAAGUGCAAGGCCGUGGAGACCUGCACGCUCGAGCUUCUGGGUUCAGUGAAGAGGGACUUGUAA